Messenger RNA from Oncorhynchus nerka (sockeye salmon), 3869 nucleotides. RefSeq names its product G protein-activated inward rectifier potassium channel 3-like. Gene Ontology annotation, biological process: regulation of monoatomic ion transmembrane transport; potassium ion import across plasma membrane. Gene Ontology annotation, cellular component: plasma membrane. NCBI's taxonomy places the organism in Eukaryota, Metazoa, Chordata, Actinopteri, Salmoniformes, Salmonidae. The record is from RefSeq and is a predicted model, not a curated record. Gene Ontology annotation, molecular function: inward rectifier potassium channel activity. The transcript is spliced from 3 exons. Bases 1241 to 2827 code for a protein of 528 amino acids.
UUCAUCACAGGUACUACCUUUGUUUAUGUUCUUGUUUCUAUGUUUAUUUGUAGGUUUGGGAUGUGGUGGUAUAGACCAUAGCAAUGCUGUGUUUACAUUUUAGAAUGGAAACUCAGUAAAAAUGUCAUUCUAACUUACUGAAUCGAAAAACCAGUGGUGUAAAGUACUUAAGUAAAAAUGCUUUCAAAUACAACUUAAGUCGUUUUUUGGGGUAUCUGUACUUUACUUUACUAUACUAAUACAUUCCUAAAGAAAAUUAUGUACUUUUUACUCCAUACAUUUUCCCUGACACCCAAAAGUACUAGUUACAUUUUGAAUGCAGGAAAAUGGUCUAAUUCAAUAUUUAUACUUUCACUUUUGAUACUUAAGUACAUUUUAGCAAUUACAUUUACUUUUGAUACUUAAGUAUAUUUAUGACCAAAUACUUUCAGACUUCUACUCAAGUAUUAUUUUACUGGGUGACUUUCACUUUUACUUGAGUCAUUUUCUAUUUAAGUUACCUUUACUUUUACUCAAGUAUGACAAUUGGGUACUUUUUCCACCACUGCGAGAAACAAAAUCAAAUGGAAACACAGCAUUGCUAUGGUCUAUACCAACACAUAUACUUCCACCAGCAGGGCAUAGUGACAAGACAACAUGACUUGGAUAUAGUAAAGAAGCUCCUACAUUGUUUCCAAUGAUGGAAAAGUCCACUAGUGUAUUAUGAUUGUGCUGACAUAGAACUAUCCUGUCCUGUUUAUGUAGUUGAUGAGCAUGAGAUCCACCAAAUGUAAUGGAGCCAUUUUGAAAAGAUGAAAGGUGGGCUAAAUUUAGUUACACAUGUGCAAAAAGGAUUAUCUCCUCUGUAAUCUCAUGAAAUCCAUGGUCAUGCUCUGUAGACGAGCAGAUUGAUUAAGAGCUGGUGAUAAUGUAAUCUCCUCUGUUUAAUUAGUGUGAGCAUGGUGGGCAGCUAAAGCAAACCACAUUACACACCAUCUGGACUGGAGACUGACUGGAGCAGCAGCCCUGCUCUUAUCCACCCUCUCCAUCGUUAGUUUUUACAACAAGACACAAACAAGGACAUGUCAACGCUUGCUCUAUGUUCUCAGACUGGAUACAAAUGUCAUCCUGCACACAUCAUUAAAAACUAUUAUUGUUAACAGGAUUUUUGAACCUGCGCAGGUGAUAAACUUUUUUCUAGUUUGUCUUGUUGACGGUAUAAACGGUGGACACUCCUGUCGGUUUGUCUCGGUUUCCAGCCAUGUUCUCCACGGUGAUCUCCAACAGCUGUGCACUCUAUGGGGACUAUGGCAACUAUGGACCUCCCCCAUACCCCAGGAAGAACAUCAGACCCAGAGCUUCACUUCGACACAACCCAUAUAACCCAUACAGGCCAUACCUGAGGAGGGUGGACACAAGAGUAUCUUUAGCCAAUCCCAAUAAAAUCUCCAGGACCACCAGUAGGGGUCAGUAUGUCACCAUGCCUGUUCACCAUCCAAAGCUGCAUCCACUGCCGGUCAGUCAGAGGAUCAUCCAAUCACAGCACAAAGCAAGACAGACCAGGAGUGCUGAGAGGUUCUCCAGUUAUGAUACAAGCUCCUGGAUUGGGAAAGGCUCUAGUAAACCUAAUAGAGGGAAGAAAACACAGAACAAGGCCACAUCUUCUUCUUCCAAGAGUACAGGAGACAUAAGACACAAGAGUUCCAGUUCUAAUGGUCGCCAGCACCAUCGCUACUUCACCAAGGAUGGCAUGUGUCGUGGCUCAUCAUACAGUUCCAAGAACAAGAUGUGUGACCUGAUCGGCACCCUGGUGGAUCUGAAGUACAGCUGGAUCCUAUUUGUCUUCACCCUGUGCUACACCGUCACCUGGGCAGCCUUCGCAGAGCUCUACUUCCUGGGAGCUUGGCUGCGUGGUGAUAUGGAACACAUACAAGACCCGCAAUGGCAGCCAUGCUUUGAGAAACUGGACAGUUUCCAUUCGGCCCUCUCUAUCUCCAUGGACAGCCAAGUCAUCAACGGCUACGGCUCUAGAGUGGUCUCAGCCAACUGCAUGGACGGGCUGGUUCUCAUGAUGGCACAGUCCAUCAUUGAAUCAGUGUUAGACACCCUGAUGCUGGGCUGCAUCCUGGCCAAGCUAGCCAGGCCUAAGAGGAGGCUGCCCACUCUGUUAUUCAGUCAGCACUGUGUGGUCUCUGAGAGGGAUGAGAGGCUGUGCCUGAUGUUCAACGUCAAGACUCUGAAAGAAACACACAUGCUGGUGGCAGAGAUAAGAGCCAAGCUGAUCAAAUCUCACCAUACCAAAGAGGGAGAGUUCAUCCUGUUGGAGCAGAGAGAGCUGACUCUGGGGAUGGGGCCAGAUGGAACCAGGCUGUUCACAGUGGAGCCCCAGACCAUGGAGCAUGUCAUUGAUGAACAAAGUCCUCUCUGGGGCAUCAGCGCUGACUCUUUAGAGUGGGAUACCUUUGAAAUUGUGGUCAUGGUGGACGGAGCCAUUCAAGACGCAGGCACAGCCUUCCAUGUGAGGACCUCCUACACAGAAGAUGAGAUUUUUUGGGGACAGCGCUUUAAGUCACACAAGCCACUAGAAAAGAGGGGGAUUGGUUCCAAUCACAAGACCUCUGAUAAGAACUAUAAGGUCCAGACUGCCACACACAGUGACAGAGAGAUGGCAGUGAGACAAAGACAUGAGAGAUCUCCUGGACACGACACAGACUCUGUCCCCUCCAACAUGCCUACAAGGAAAGUACAUUACCAGUAUUUAUCUGAUCAAAUGUUACUGUGCAACUCAGUCACUAAUAACAUUGGCACAGGAACUAAGAAACUUAGUAAGAAUGAGUUCUUUAUAUAAAUAUUGACAUUUGACAUGUUGGCAUAGAAGUGUUAAUCAAAGUUUAUGAAAUCAAGCCACACUGUACAUAUCCAUCAGAAUGUUUAUACAAUGUAAAUAAACAAAUGCUGAUUACCAAUAUCUAAAGGUGCCAUUUAUACAUCUAAUUGAUCAAACUUUCUGAAUACUAAUUUGUAAACGUGAGAACAGCACUUGUGUGAUAUACAGUUACAAUUAUGCUGAUUGUAUUAGUUCUUAUUGGUCUCCUUACAGUAUGCGAGAAAUAACAAAAGGUAUCUCACUGUCCAUACAUCAAGCUCUCCCAAUUAAGAUUUAAAUGAUGAGUGUCAUUUAAUGAUUGUAUUGCCGUGUGCUGUGUCGAUUUGAUAAACGGACAAAUGAAUGUCAGUGUUACUGUCUAUUCACCAGCAAAGGAGAUAUCAAAUUCACAUACCAUCAUAGACUCUUGCCAAAGUUGAUAUUUAUGUAAAUUUACAGUAUGUGUUACAAUUCCCUUUAAUCAAUCCAUUAUGUUUUUGGAUGUAAACCCACACUCAUUCCCAGUCUGCAUGUCAACACACAGUAUUAGUCUGCCACAUCCACCUCAGGUCACAGUAUUCAGACAGACAGACAGACAGACAGACAGACAGACAGACAGACAGACAGACAGACAGACAGACAGACAGACAGACAGACAGACAGACAGACAGACAGACAGACAGACAGACAGACAGACAGACAGACAGACAGACAGACAGACAGACAGACAGACAUUUCAUCUGACAGUGAUUCAGGUUAACCAAAGAGAUGCAGGCCGUUUCCGGGAUGCUGCUUGGACAGUCUGAAUGUAAGGAAUGUUUUCCCUGGCAGUUAUCCUCCUCACCUGGCUCUCCCCAGGCCUGAUCCCAUACCAUGCCCAUGGGAGACAGUGCAUAUCAAAGGUACCUUCUGCUGGCUGCCAUUCUAGAUGGCAGAUUAAAUCUACAAUUUUUUAUUAGGAACACCUUGAUGUUCUCAACUUAAAUAGAUGAGACUGGAUUAAUUAAGCUUGCUGUAAGGUAGA